Molecule: messenger RNA, 1992 nt
Organism: Adineta ricciae
Lineage: Eukaryota; Metazoa; Rotifera; Eurotatoria; Adinetida; Adinetidae
Source: the annotation of a GenBank genome assembly
AUGUUUUCAAAACAUUCAUCGUUUAGUUGCUCGAAUCAAACCUCACAAGAUGUCAAUCCAUGGCAACAUCAACUUCGCCUUGAUCAGAUAAAAGUCAAUAGGCACUACGAUUGUUUUCCUGAAUAUCCUUACAAUACCGCAUUUGGCUCAUUAUUAACUGGUUCGAAUUACACAGAUGAUGACUCAGGAAUGAGGAACGACGAAUAUGCCUUGGAAGAACAGCAUGGCGUUGCGCUUCUUUUAGAAAAACUUGUUAGUUUUCUCGAUGAAUUUUUAGUUUAUCUUUCAUCAAUGAUAUCGUAUGAGCAAUUUCAAUCGUAUCUACAAUUGAAGAAAAUCAAAGACAUCGCCGAACGUAUCUAUCAACUUCGUCUUAUGUUGCUUGCAGAGAUCGAUCGUAGUCCUGAAACCAUCGCCACUUUUGACAUCUCAUUGAUUCUUCGAGAACUUGCAUUACUUAUUCGUUGUUUGAGUGAACAACAACAACAACAAACAGAAAGAUGCUCUGAUCCAUCACCAAAUGUUAUCUUCUCACAACUAUUGGAUCGCUUGGAAAGAACCCUUCAGGCGUGUAUGAAUUGUGUCAGCCAACGUUGCAAUCCUCAAUGUCACCAGUCGAGCAUACCCGAUGCAUCUCCAUGUAUGAACUCAAGUCAUACUAUCGAUAAUCCAAUGUCUAUUCCAUGGUCAGUUUUAAAACAAAUAGAACAAUCAGGCGAAAGUGACAAUGUUUUCGGUUUGGUAUUUGGAAUUAAAGAUGAAAAAGUUCGCCGAAAGCUAGGAUAUCAUGGUAGUAAACAGAAAUCAGCAAGCCGAUCGAGACAGUUAUCGAAUAAAAAGAAAAAACAACGAUCUCAAAAAAGUUUCGUGAAUGACGAAGUCUCUCCUAUUGAUAAUAAGUAUCAAAAACUGACGAAAUCAUUCAAAAAUCGAUCCUCACCAUCACGACCAGCGAGACUUAACAUCACUGCAUCUAGAACAAACAAAAGAAAAACUCAACAACCAUCAGCGAAUUCAAUCUCUGUACACGAGCCCGACAGUAUGAGUGAUAGCUAUACUAUAUCACCACAACGAUCUAUACAACUUAACUCCAUCUAUGGUCGUUUGAUGGGAUCGACCAGUAGUGAACGCUUGUCGCCUCGUGUUGAAGAUUUACCAGCUUCGGCAUUGUCGGAUCAUAGUAUUUUACGUCGUACAUCUUCCAAUCUGAAUGAGAAACAGUCUAGUCCGUACAAGAACAGUAAAGCAGAAACUUCAAAUUUAUCACCAACUUUGAGCAAAUUUGUGAGCAUUAAUCGUUCUCGAGAAAUGCUUCAAUCGGGAAUCAAUGUUAAAGACGCAAGAAAUACUUCAGAUACUCUACAGAAGGAUGACGAACAAAAUCUUAACCAAAUAAAUGUGAGCAAACUGUCGUGUUUAUUAUACGACAUAUUCCAGGAUAAUAUUAUGUAUAUGUCUGUGUCAACUUUUCAGGCUGGCUAUGUUGAUCCGUCUGCACGGUCUGUAUCGAAAAGAAACAUUCCGUAUGACGAAGACGUGUCAUACAAAAGUUCUCCUCUAUCGAUGAGAUCGUUAAAACUGACAAAAAAUGAUCUACUCAAAUCGAGUAGCAUUGAUCCAAGACUAAGUAAACAACAGUCAGUGAACGAAAGUAUCAAUGGAUUUUAUUCGUAUAAUUCUUCGAAUUACCAAAUCCCUACUUCGCCGAACAUUCCGCUGGCUACUCAUACUCUUGCAGAUAAUAUUUCGUCGUUCAAAGUUAUCGAAGGGCCACGCAGUGCAGAAGGAGAAAUAAAGAUUAGGGAUACUCUCAUUAAUGAAAACGAUGAGCUAUCGACUCCUUAUGUCAAUUCCAUGAGUAUCCAUCAACAGCAGAGUACAAGUGCAGUAGAUGAGAAGAACGCUUCUUCAUAUCUGCUUCAAUUUCCAAUGAAAAAACAAGGAUAUUGGAAGAAAUUCAUGAGUUGUAUUCGACGAACAAUAACCAAAUGA